This is a messenger RNA of Eruca vesicaria subsp. sativa (arugula), 498 nucleotides long. Lineage: Eukaryota; Viridiplantae; Streptophyta; Magnoliopsida; Brassicales; Brassicaceae. The record is from the annotation of a GenBank genome assembly.
AUGUCAACCACUACCCACGUGACCGUCCUAGGAACGAUCUUCCUCCUCCUCGCUGUCUCAUGCACAAGCGCUACAGCGUUUAGUAUCUUUCUCGACGACCCUUGCACGGCGACGGAUUAUCCCGCACUGUGCAGAGGCACCAUAGGGGCUCAAAAGAAUGUGAACGCAGCUACGGAUGUGGCCAUAAGAGAGCUAAUGAAGAGGACGAGGCAAGCCAGAGAUAUCGCCAAGAAAGAGAUGAAAGUACUUGACGGUGGUGUUUCGACUUGUUUGUCCAACUUCAACAGCGCGUUUGACAAUUUGGACAAGGCUCUUAAGAACAUUAAGGAAGGUGAUCGUUUUAGCCUUAACAUCAACCUUAGUGCUGCGUUGACGGACUACGAUACUUGUAGCGAGACAAUGAAGGGAGCUCGUGGGGAUAACGUUGUUUAUAAAUCCGCAGGGGUUUUGUACAAGAUGGCUGAUAAUUGUUUGGCUCUUGCUACCCUUGUUGUAUGA